AAAAAAGCCACACAGACUCUGGUUAAAAAAAAAAAAAUUACCCGGAUGUGGUCUGCGUUUGCGCAUGCCCAGUGCCCCCCUCGACAAGUUGGCAGCAACAACACGGCCCCGGUCGUCGUCGCCUUAACGGAGCGUCCCGGGUGGCGGAGUCUGUGCUCCAGCUCGUUCUCCUUCCGAGGUCUCGGCCGCCCUCCCCUCCGCUCGGCCGCCGCCCGGGGGGCGGGAAGGGGUGGGCUUCGCUACGGGUGAGCGGAGUCCGGUGCCUUCCUGGGAGAGGCCCCCUCCGCGGGUCGGCCGCCCGGGAGCCCGAACCGGCUCGGCCCGUGAGGAGAAGGGGGGGCGGCCCGGCCCCGCGUAGGGGCAGUGAGGCCGGGGGCCGCGGCGGCGGCCCGGCCGGGAGGGAUCCCGCUGCGCGCCCUGUACCAGGCCGCGGCGGCGGCCCAGCCUUCGCCCAAGCCCAGGGGCGGGAGAGGACCGCCGCCGCCGCCGCCGCCUCCUCCUGCCCGCGGCGGCCGGAACCCAGGAAAAGAUGUGGAAGUAAUAGAGUGUGGAGCAUCUAGUGACAAAAAAAUGAAACCGGCUAUAUCCUAAGAGGCAAGAAGUGACAAGCUGUAGAUAUGACCAUCAUUUUGGAACACAUUGUCUUUGCACAGUCGAAUCAUGUAGCCAAGGUUAUCUUGUAUACCACAUGUCUGUAACUGUUUUGCCUGUGGGCAGUAUUAGGAUUUGUUCCUUGCUGCCUGAACAAUAUCGACAUUGCUCUAGGAAUUUUGGACUUAAUUGAUUUAAAAGAAAAAAACGGUAACAAAUGGACAAUAUGUCUAUCACUAACACACCCACAAGUAAUGAUGCCUGUCUAAGCAUUGUUCAUAGUUUGAUGUGCCAUAGACAAGGUGGAGAAAGUGAAACAUUUGCAAAAAGAGCAAUUGAAAGUUUAGUAAAGAAACUGAAGGAGAAGAAGGAUGAAUUGGAUUCUUUAAUAACAGCUAUAACUACAAAUGGCGCCCAUCCCAGCAAGUGUGUUACAAUACAGAGGACAUUGGAUGGCAGGCUUCAGGUGGCUGGUCGGAAAGGUUUCCCUCAUGUGAUAUAUGCUCGUCUCUGGAGGUGGCCUGAUCUUCACAAAAAUGAACUUAAACAUGUGAAAUACUGUCAGUACGCUUUUGACCUAAAAUGUGAUAGUGUUUGUGUGAAUCCAUAUCAUUAUGAAAGAGUUGUAUCACCUGGCAUUGAUCUCUCAGGAUUGACACUGCAAAGUUCUGCUCCAUCAAGUAUGUUGGUGAAGGACGAAUAUGUUCAUGACUUUGAGGGACAGCCAUCAUUGUCCACUGAAGGACAUUCAAUUCAAACCAUCCAGCAUCCACCGAGUAACCGUGCAUCUUCAGAGACAUACACCAACCCAGCCAUGUUAGCUCCAUCUGAAUCUAACACUACCAGCACCACUAACUUUCCCAACAUUCCUGUGGCUUCCACAAGUCAGCCUACCAGUAUAUUGACAGGCAGCCAUAGUGAAGGACUUUUGCAGAUAGCUUCAGGACCUCAGCCAGGACAGCAACAAAAUGGAUUUACUGCUCAGCCAGCUACUUACCACCAUAACAGUACUACCACCUGGACUGGAAGUAGAACUGCAGCAUAUCCGCCUAAUAUACCUCACCACCAAAAUGGUCAUCUUCAGCAUCAUCCGCCUAUGCCACCCCAUCCUGGACAUUACUGGCCAGUUCACAAUGAGAUUGCAUUCCAACCUCCCAUUUCUAAUCAUCCUGAUUUCUCCAGGUCUGAAAACAGCACAUUGAGGUCACCAGCAGCUCCUGAAUAUUGGUGUUCAAUUGCUUACUUUGAAAUGGAUGUUCAGGUAGGAGAGACAUUUAAAGUUCCUUCAAGCUGCCCAAUUGUUACUGUCGAUGGAUAUGUGGACCCAUCUGGAGGAGACCGCUUUUGCUUGGGUCAGCUCUCCAACGUUCACAGAACUGAAGCCAUUGAGAGAGCAAGGUUGCACAUAGGCAAGGGUGUGCAGCUGGAAUGUAAAGGUGAAGGUGAUGUUUGGGUUAGGUGCCUCAGUGAUCAUGCAGUGUUUGUGCAAAGUUACUACUUAGACAGAGAAGCUGGGCGAGCACCAGGAGAUGCUGUUCACAAGAUUUAUCCAAGUGCAUAUAUAAAGGUAUUUGAUUUACGCCAGUGCCACCGUCAGAUGCAACAGCAGGCUGCCACUGCACAAGCUGCAGCAGCUGCUCAGGCCGCAGCAGUAGCAGGAAAUAUCCCUGGACCAGGAUCAGUAGGUGGAAUAGCCCCUGCUAUCAGUCUGUCUGCAGCUGCUGGGAUUGGUGUGGAUGACCUGCGCCGCUUAUGCAUACUCAGGAUGAGUUUUGUAAAAGGCUGGGGCCCUGACUACCCAAGGCAGAGCAUCAAAGAAACACCUUGCUGGAUUGAGAUUCAUUUACACCGUGCCCUCCAACUCCUAGAUGAAGUACUUCAUACCAUGCCUAUUGCAGACCCACAGCCAUUAGACUGAGGUCUUUGUGCUGUGGCCAUGUGUCAGGAUGGUGGACUGUAAAAUACAAUCCUGUUUAUAACCUGAAGAUAUAUUUUACUUUUGUUCUGCUUAAUCUUUUCAUAAAAGGUUGGAAAAUGUGUUUGCUGCCUUGCUCCUAGCAGACAGAAACUGGAUUUAAAAACUUUCCCCCCAUUUAGAAACUUGUUUCAGGUGUGAGGCAUGACUCAGAGCUUGAAAUAGGGGAAAACAUAUCCAGAUGAAGUCCUUACUAGCUAUAUAUGAAGGAAUCAUUCCAGUGCUGAAAAUGUAACCUUUAGCACAUACUAGAGCCUUUUGUGUGCAAAACCUAUAUACAUAAUCUUAGAUGUUAUUCUGCAGAAUAAAUUCAACAUUGCUAAUGUUUAAAUGCAGAGAAAGUUCUCAAAGAGAAUUCACCUCUAUCUCAUUCUGUAUGUGAGUGGUUACUGUUAAUCAUAUAUCUUAAUCAAAAAUACUGUGCCAUGUGGGUGAGUUAAUAUUAUUAAGAGCAACUUGACUCUGUGGAGAUUUGGUCACAAAAAUUUCAGUGGAACCUCUUCCCAAAGUAAUUUCUUUGAAACUUGAACAAGUGAAGACAACAUUUUAAUUCCUAUUGUAGCUUGCAGCUUCGAUUUUACAUUUGCCAAGGCUAAUAUAUAUAUAUAUAUAUUUAAAAAAUCCUUACCGCUAGACAAAAACUUGUUUUAAAUUACAUUUUGCUCUCUGUCUGAUAACUGUGAUUAAGAAGAGGUAUUUCUCUGCCCUGUUGAAGAAUAGUAGUAUUCUUUCUAAAUUUCUGGGCAUUGGGUCUGGUUACUAAAAAGCCUGGAAUAGGAAUUGCUUUCCUUCAUUAAUUCAUAGGGAAAACUUUUGUAUUUUUAAAACACUAAAAGGAGUAUUAUCACUCCACUUAAAUGUCACACUGUUCUGCAAAGCUGAUAAUGCUUAAACUAAAUAAUGAAUAACUAGUAUUUUGGAAACUGCUAAAAAUCUGUGUUAAAUACUGUGCAGAAUAAUGGAAACAUUACAAUUGUUCAUAAUGGGUAGUUUAACUAUUUUUGUACUUGAUUUGAUGUGUGAUUUUUCGUAUACAGUUUAAAUCAUGUAUGUUAUGACAUUGUUUGAAAUUCAGUUUUUGUAUCUUGGGGCAGGACUGCAAACUUGUUUUUUAUACCUUUUGGUUAUUCUAAGCCCUAUGCCAUCAAUGACCAUAUCAAUUGGCAAUGACUUUGUAUAGAGAAUUUAAGUAGAAAAAGUUGCAAUUGUAUUGACUGUACAAGAGAAACAAUAUGUAUGCUUUUUAUCUCGCUAGUGGUAUAAAUAAAACUCUGAAAAUCUCAGUAUACAAA
Messenger RNA from Dromiciops gliroides (monito del monte), 3858 nucleotides. RefSeq names its product SMAD family member 4 (gene SMAD4). Bases 809 to 2509 code for a protein of 566 amino acids. The record is from RefSeq and is a predicted model, not a curated record. Gene Ontology annotation, biological process: SMAD protein signal transduction; anatomical structure morphogenesis; regulation of transcription by RNA polymerase II. Gene Ontology annotation, molecular function: DNA-binding transcription factor activity, RNA polymerase II-specific; RNA polymerase II cis-regulatory region sequence-specific DNA binding; I-SMAD binding. Gene Ontology annotation, cellular component: heteromeric SMAD protein complex. NCBI's taxonomy places the organism in Eukaryota, Metazoa, Chordata, Mammalia, Microbiotheria, Microbiotheriidae. The transcript has 14 exons.